GGAGCGGUAGCUCCGCCCCACGCCGACGUCUCCACGGCAACCUCCCCCUCCUCCGCCUCCGGCUUCAGUUGGAGGUCGCCCCGUACCGGAAUGAAGGAAUGAAGGGGCCGCAGCUGCGAGCGCGUAUGCGCAUGCGCUGCCGUGCCCAGAGGCGAGCCCUGGAAUCCGCAGGGAAGGAGACCUGACGGAGCACCAGGAAAGGGUGGGGGAAGGAAAGCUGGGAGGCUCUUGGGGCCAACGGAAUGGAGAAAGGGUCUGGCCCCAAGGUGCCAGGGAAAAGACUGCUCAGGGGCCCCAAGAGAGACCGGAAGUCGAUCACCCUGCAUGUCAAGCUCGAAGUACUGAGGCGUUUUGAGGAGGGUGAGAAGCUCACGCAGAUCGCCAAGACUCUGGGGCUGGCCACCUCCACAGUGGCCUCCAUCCGAGUUAACAGGGAGAAGAUCAAAGCCAACUCUCAGGCGGCCACUCCCAUCAGCACCACCCAGCUGACUCGGUGCCGAGGCGUGGUGAUGGGCAACAUGGAGAGGCUGCUAAGCCUGUGGAUUGAAGACCAGAAGCAGCAGCACCUGCCCAUCAACACCAUGCUCAUCCAGGAGAAAGCCAAGAGCUUGUUUGAGGCCUUGAAGCGUGAGCAUGGGGAGAGCGCCCAGACCGAGACCUUUGGAGCGAGCAAUGGCUGGUUUGCUCGAUUCAAGGCACGGCACAAUGUCCUCCUGACAGAUGAACCUGCUGUGGCUGAUACAGAAGCAGCCCGCAAGUAUCCUGAAGUGCUUAGGAAGAUUAUUGAGGAUGGUGGGUACACGCCUCAGCAAGUUUUCAACAUUGACGAGACGGGGCUGUUUUGGAAGCGUUUACCUGAAAGGACGUUUGUGUCUCUGGAGGACAAAGCUGGGCCAGGGUUCAAGGCAUCCAAAGACCAUCUGACCCUGCUCCUUGGUGGCAAUGCUGCUGGGGAUUGUAAGUUGAAGCCUUUGCUUGUGUACCCUUCUGAAAAUCCCCGGGCUCUGAAAGGCUGCUCUAAGCCCAACUUGCCUGUAAUCUGGAGAUCUAAUCGGAAUGACUGGGUGACCAUGAGCAUCUUUCAGGAGUGGUUCACCAACUUCUUCUGCCCCACUGUAGAGAGGCACUGUGUUGAAAACAACCUCCCCAAUAAGGCCCUGUUGAUCCUGGACAGUGCCCCAUGCCAUCCAGUGUACUUGGAUGACCUCUCUGCCAAUGUGAGGGUAGAGUUUCUGCCCAAAAACACCUCCGCCUUGAUCCAGCCCAUGAACCAAGGGGUGAUCACCACCUUCAAGGCCUUUUACCUGAAGAGGACGCUGUGUCAGCUCAUACAAGAGACUGACGGGGAAGAGAAGCCCACCAUCCGUGAAUUCUGGCGAAGCUACAACAUCAUGACUGCUGUGGACAACAUUGCUGAGGCCUGGCAGGAGCUGAAGCCAUCAACCAUGAAUGCCGUCUGGAAGAAGAUCUGGCCAGAGUGCGUGUGCGCCUCCUCUGAGGCUGAAGCCCUCCCGCAGAUCCAUCAGAACAUGGUAACACUCGCUGGCCAUGGUAGCUUUGAGGGAGUGGUGGAAGAGGAUGUUGUGCACCUGCUUCAGUCGCAUGAGGAAGACCUGUCAGGGGAGGGGCUGGGAACACCCUCUCCGGGAGCAGGGCAGGACAAUGCCCUGGCCACCCUGCCAGAGCUGACCACUAAGCACUUGGCAGAAGCCCUUUCCCACUUUGACCGGGGGCUUCAGAUUCUUUCUGAUAACGAUCCCAAUCGGGAGCGGAGCUUGAAGGUGUGUCGAGGGGUGAACAGUGUGAUUAGCUGCUAUCGAGAGCUGUACAAGGAGAAGAAAAGGGGUGCAAAAUAGAGAAAGGAGGACUUCCAAGCCCCCUCCUUUCCUUAGUCCUUCCACCUUCCUUGGCUCUCUCACUGUGUGGGUGCUUUCACCUCUUCAUGUUUUGGUAGAUGGCCUUGGAAUUCUGCAGCCAGUCUUGGGGAUGAACCUGGUCUUCAAGACAGACCAUCUACCCAUCCUCCGAGGCCUCCCAGUGUGAGAGGACCUGUCCGUCUUGUGCUCCAUGGCCACAGCCUCUUCUGUGCUAGGGACAUGGGUGUGAAAGGAGGAAGCCAGUGUAUGAAGCAGGUAAAUCGGUAGGAGGGGGUGUUGGAGAUCUGCCAACUGAGCCCAUAUGGAAGAAGAGGGAAGGAAGGAAUGAACAUCUGCUGUGACCAGUGGGUGGCUUGAGAAGCUUCUGUGUGGGGAGCUGAGGGUGCAUCUCUAGGGGCCAUGACCACAGUUCUAUAAACCACUCUAGACUUUGCUGUUAAUAAACUCAUGUUUGGUUGACAAA
Trichosurus vulpecula (common brushtail) is the source of this 2340-nucleotide messenger RNA. Its product is annotated as tigger transposable element-derived protein 1-like. Gene Ontology annotation, cellular component: nucleus. Lineage: Eukaryota; Metazoa; Chordata; Mammalia; Diprotodontia; Phalangeridae. Bases 243 to 1856 code for a protein of 537 amino acids. The record is from RefSeq and is a predicted model, not a curated record. The transcript is spliced from 2 exons. Gene Ontology annotation, molecular function: DNA binding.